Molecule: messenger RNA, 1290 nt
Organism: Racocetra persica
Lineage: Eukaryota; Fungi; Glomeromycota; Glomeromycetes; Diversisporales; Gigasporaceae
Source: the annotation of a GenBank genome assembly
AUGCAAGACGUAAAAACGGUUAUUUCUAUCUGUUAUAAUUUACGACCAUCAGAUCUUCUUGCGAUGGUAUGCGUAUGCAAAGAUUUCAAAAAUAUUUUAGAUGAAUGUAUUAAUCCAUUAGCAGGAGAAAUUUGGAAAAAUUCUAGAAAACAGUUUACAAUUUUUCACGAUAAAGAACCUCCACCAAGAAUGAGGCAACAAACUUUUGCAAGGUUAUUAACGUUUGAGAAAGGUUGUCAAUUUUGUAAAACUAAAUUAAGAACAUGCACAAUUUACUGGAUUCCUGGAGUUCGCUCUUGUAAAGAAUGUAUGGUCCCAAGAGCGUUUAGUGAAAGUAUAUUUGAAAAUACUUUUAAGCUUGAUAAUGAAAUUCUUGGACUGAUUGCACCAGUAACACCAAGCAUUCAACCCAAAUUAGUAUAUUAUUGGGGCGAACAUGUUAAGAAUAUUAUUGCGUUUUUGAUGAAAUACGAUGGUAAUAUUCAAUUCGAUUUGAAUAACUUAAGAGAACAAGUCGAAAAUAAUUAUAAAGAAGUCCAACAUUAUCAUGAUUGGUUAAGCAAUUUACACAAAUUAUAUAUUAGAGUUCAAGAACAUUAUUUUGAUAAAUUGAAUGAAGAAUUGAAUAGUGAAAUUUUUAUCAGGCUACAAAAUGAGGAGGAAUUCAAAACAAUUAAAUCUGAGAUCCAUGCCAAUCCUUUUUUAAUACAAGAUUGGCCAAAGUAUAAAGCAAGAAUUUUACGAAUGUUUCCAAGAAUUUAUCAAUCUUCUUUAAAAAGACGUAUGAAACAAAAUUCGGAACGAAUUUUUAGAAAUCAAAUUAAAAUUGUCAAAGGUUUAAGGAAAUUAACUUAUGGAACUGUUGAACGACCUUUGAAUAAAAUUAUAAGCAUUUGGGAUCCAUUAUAUCAAUAUUUAGCUAUAUGUCCAAGUUAUGUGAAUCCUCCAGAAAGUGAUGAAUCUGUUUAUACACGAGAAUUUAUCGAAAAAACACUUUUACCAAUACUCAAAAAAGAGGCUGAUCAACUUCGCGCGACGAGGGUAACCCCUCCUCCUUAUUUACUUGACAUAAAUGGUGCGUUAAGAGUUGGUAGCCUUCGAAGUCAACCUGUCUUUGAGUGUCGUCUUUGUUCCAAAAUUGAGCCGUCUAGCCUCAAAAACUUUAGGCUGCAUAUAAGUAUUUCUCAUAAGCUUGAAGAUAGUCUAAAGAACAUAGUUUCAGUAGCAAAACUAAAUUGUGAUGCGGUGGUUACACACUUGUUUUACGCUUUUUUUGAUUCAUGUAAUUGA